AACUCUCUGUAAGCUUAGAGCUUAUCAUUGGUGCUUUCGUUGUUUGAGUAAGCGAUGGCUUUUGCUAAUCCAAAGCGUGUCGCCACCGAUUCUCGUGAAGAAUCAUCAAAACUCAGCUCAAACCCGAACGAGACUCCUCCACCAGCUCCGUCGCUGGAUUCUCGUGUGAAGAAUGUCGAAAAGGAGCUGCUUUAUGUUCGUGAAGCGCUGAACCAGAUCUUAAGGAACCAGAUCUAUGGACCAGUCGAGAUGGCUGAGAUUCCACUCUAUUAGUUUGAGGAGCUAACAGUGGAGCUGCCUCAUGUCGCUUUUGACAUUCUGGAAUCUGCGUUCCUCCAUGGCUUGCAAAGAAGCCUCAAGGAUCAGGUCGUGAGAUGUCGACCGCCUAGACCUUCCUUGCCAGCCAAUUCGAUUCAGUCCGUCCCAAAAAACAAUGAUAGAGCUCAAUCUAAACGUCUGUAUAGUCCUAGAAGGGAUCCAAAACGUCCUUCAGGGAGUGGGACCUUGGGGAACACCAUGGAUGGUGAUCAAGAAAGAAAGAGGGUUUCUUCAAGACAUGCUGCACGUGGUUUUGCUAUUAUCAACGAGAGGAUCCCAGCCCCUGCUUGGACCGGUCAUGCCAGUUUUGUGCGAGAAGAUAGCCACGAUCGUGUAGAAAGCGAAAUGCUGCCGAAUCAAGCUGGUGGUGAACCUACUCGACGUCACGUCGAGCAGGGACGUCGAGGAGGCUCCUCGAGUUCAAGAGAUGAUGAUGCUGAACGUCUGGCCAGAAGAAGAAGAGAGAUAAGCCGCGGGAAGAGAGUUGUGGAAGCGGAUUUCGAACCCACACCAGAAGAAGAAGCUGUUGAAAUGGAGGAAGAGAUCAAGCCUGCUAAGCCAGCCAAAAGGGAUAGAAAGAAGAGGAAGCCUCCUACUCCUGAGGAUUUUGAGGGAUAUCAAGAGGAGACCUGCCAGCUCCUAGCCACUCUCGACGUACACUUCUACGCGGAUGAACAAGAAGAAGAGAAUGAGAGAGGUUUUGGAUACAUCAAGUUCUCUGUCAAGGGAAGAGACCACUCACUAACGAUCAGGGAGCUCAAUCUCUUGUAUGGAUUCCCGAGCAAAGAGGGAUUGGUGCAAGAUUUCGAUAAGCGUGAACUCCAAGCCUUCUGGAAGACGAUCGCCGGACCAGGAGAUUACAUACCUUCGAAAAGCAAGAGCUCCUCUAUUAGAAGCCCAGUGGUGAGGUAUCUACACCAGUCCAUCGCUAGCAUGUUCUUUGCAAAGAAGAUCACCGGUACCAUAAGUGAAGGUGAACUGCAGCUUCUGGACUCAGCCCUCCUAUUUACCUUAAGAAACACUAGUGAUGGAGCAGAAAUGGUGGGAGAUAGAGGAAAUGCUCCUCUAAUAGCCGUGUUCUUGGAUCAUUUAUUGGGAUACAAGGAGUAUGCUGCAACAAUGCAUAGACGUGGGAACAGGAGACUCUUCCCCAACUUGGAUCGAUAUGGUGUACUUAAGGAAGAAGGGCUACCUUGAUAAAACAGCUCCUGAAGGUGUGUUGCUCUAUGUAUUCAAUCACCCUGAAGAAGGAACUUCUAGGCUGCUUCUACCAUGCACGAAUCACACCACGAUUAGGGCUGGUGAGAACAUCGACUUCUGCCCACCAUCCUUCAUUCUCUACGAUUCACAAGUCGCCCCUGCCUCUCCACCGCCUCAAGAAAUGCA
Molecule: messenger RNA, 1704 nt
Organism: Arabidopsis arenosa
Lineage: Eukaryota; Viridiplantae; Streptophyta; Magnoliopsida; Brassicales; Brassicaceae
Source: the annotation of a GenBank genome assembly